Messenger RNA from Ustilaginoidea virens, 1677 nucleotides. RefSeq lists its product as uncharacterized. NCBI's taxonomy places the organism in Eukaryota, Fungi, Ascomycota, Sordariomycetes, Hypocreales, Clavicipitaceae. Gene Ontology annotation, molecular function: glucan endo-1,3-beta-D-glucosidase activity; endo-1,3(4)-beta-glucanase activity. Gene Ontology annotation, cellular component: cell surface. The record is from RefSeq and is a predicted model, not a curated record. The transcript has 6 exons. The coding region runs from base 1 to 1677 and encodes 558 amino acids.
AUGGCCUACAUGACGGCACUAUAUGACGGAUCCGUGCCGUUGAUCCAGUCAGGCGUGUACUUCAAAACCGUAAGCCGGUUCACGCACCAUUUCAAGGAGCACGUCACAAAAUACAACUUUCACCUCGAAGACGGAACCGUAUGGCGCCUGUACGCCUGGAGAACAAAAGGACCAGAGCUGGAUCUCAAGGUUCUCAACAACGGUUUGGCCGAGUCUCAGCAUUCGUUUCACGGACUGAUCCAGGUUUGCAAGGACCCUGGCACCAAGGGCGCGGAGGACCUUUUCGACGACGGUGCAGGCGUAUACCCUGCAUCUAUCGACAUAUCCGGAACGGCGGUACGAAAUGAAGGCUCAUAUACUUUCAAAUUCCAAAAGGAAGGGCACCAGCAUGGCGAUCUCUACAUGUUUGCUCUCCCGCAUCAUACUUCGUCGUUUGAUUGGGAAACAAAGAAGCGAGUUCGGGACGUGAAACUGCAAUCACCCACAAAGGGCAUGUCCACGUUGGUCAAAGGCACUUCUUGGACAAUGGUUGAACCUCACAUGCCGGUCGACAUGGGAUUUUCUCCUUGGCACCCAAAAAGAGGUUCAGUGCAUGAGUUGUCGGGCGAGGCCAAAUCUACCAUUCGGGCCGCAGCAGCGAAGGAGCUAACUCAGAACAUGCUCGCCCAAACCAACUUGGACUCGAUGUAUUUCAGUGGAAAGGCCCUUGCCAAAUUCGCAACAAUCUUAUACGUUUUGUAUGAGUUGCUUGGCGAAAGAGAAAUGGCAAAAAGAGGACUUGAUCAAUUAAAGUCUUCUUUUGGCAUUUUUGCAGCGAACAAGCAAAAGUUCCCUUUGACCUAUGAAACUGCGUGGGGGGGCCUGGUUUCAUCAGCGAGCUACGAGACGGGAGACGCCGGUAUCGACUUUGGUAACACUUACUACAAUGAUCAUCACUUCCACUACGGAUAUCACAUCCUAGCCGCUGCGACCAUCGGUCAUCUUGAUCCGGGAUGGGCCAAGGAGAAUAAAGAUUAUGUCAACCUGCUCGUACGUGACGUGGCCAACCCUAGCAAGCGAGACAAGUUCUUUCCUGUUUGGCGCAGCUUUGAUUGGUAUCACGGACACAGCUGGGCUCAUGGUCUUUAUGCCGCGCUGGAUGGAAAGAACCAAGAAUCCAGCUCAGAGGACAUGAUGUGUGCUUAUGCGUUGAAAAUGUGGGGGAAGAUUAGCCAGAACGCCGACCUUGAGAUGAGGGGAAACCUCCAGCUGGCGGUUAUUGCGCGAAGCUUGCAGAAUUACUACCUGUACAAGAAGGACAACGUGGUGCAACCAAGGCAGUUUAUCGGCAACAAAGUGGCGGGCAUCCUGUUUGAGAACAAGAUAGACCACACAACGUACUUUGACCCCAACAUAGAAGCCAUCCAGGGCAUACACAUGAUACCAAUCUUGCCGCCGACGCUGCUGGUGAGGGAUGAGGAUUUUGUCCGGGAGGAAUGGGACGCAUUCUUUAGCAACGGAAGAAUGGAGGGGAUUCAAAACGCGUGGAAAGGAGUCAUUUACGCCAACUACGCCACCAUUGAGCCCCAAGAAGCAUGGCGAUUCUUUACCAGUCGAGACUUUGAGCCACAAUGGUUGGACGGAGGUGCAUCCUUGACUUGGUACAUGGCAUAUUCAGCAGCACUAGGUUGCCUAUGA